AAAUUUUAAAUAAGAUAUUUGUCUAUAAGUUUUAAAAAAUUAAGUUUCAAAAUGAAUUUUCGUUUAAUUACUUUAGGUUUUUUAGUUUUUUUGAACAAUACAAUAAACGCCUUCAAUGAUUCAUCAAACAAUAUAAAUAACCAAAAUUCCAGUAGAGGAGUUAAAAUGGUUGAAAUUUUCAAAAAUGACACCGAAAGUAUAAGAAAUAUCCCGAGAUAUUUCGAAAAAGAAGAAAAACUUUCUUUGAAAGAAUUUUUAAGUGUUGUACAAAAAUCUUCAAAACAUACGUUUAAAGAUAUAUCAAUAUUUUUGACACAUGGCGAAUAUGAUGAUCAUAUAACUUGUAAUAACGAUAUUAUUGGUUUAAUUAAUAGUAGUGAUGAAAUUGAUGAUGACUUUGAAAUUGAUAGUGGUAUUAUUCAUGAAGUUCUAGCAGAUCUCGUUUAUGAAGUUUUAGAAGAAAAAGGAUGUAGCAUAGAAUUAGUAUUGAAUAAAAUAGUCAUGUUAAAAUCAAUUAAAAAAAAAGUGAAAUAUUUGAAAAAGAAAUUCCUCAUGUAUAGAAAAAGAAAUAAUAUUAUCAAUAAAAUUAACGCUAGACGUGCAAUGAAAGAAGUUGGUUUAAAAGAAAAUAUAAUAAAUGAUUUUAUUGAAAAAAUUUCUACUAAAGAAAGCAAUAAUGUUAUCUUUGAAGGUAUUCUAAAUUUAUACGAAAAAAUAUUAAAAGAUUCAGAAAAGGAAAAUAAUCAUUCAAGUAGUCAAAAAUAUAUAAUGGACAUCAAAACUGAGAGUCAAAAGGAUGAAAAUAUAAAAAGAGAACUAAAAAGAGUUCAUAGUAUUUUGAAUGCUAAAAGUAUAAACAAAUCUGACCAGUUGACAAUGGAAGAAUUUCUUAAAUCUACAGAAAAUAUUACGCAAUUUAAGUUUGACUGGUUGAAGUUAUUAGAAACAAAAAUAAUUGAUAUGAAUGAUGAUGUAAAUGACGAUGAAAAUGAUAAAUUUGAUGAUAAUCAUAUAAGAAAUAUAAAUAGUGAUUUUGAAGUUGAAAUUAGUAUUAUACAUGAAGUGAUUGCUGAUCUUAUUCACGAAGCAUUAGAAAAUAGUAUACUAACAAUAAGAUUAAUUCUACAUAAGUUACUUAUUGCUACAGAAAAAAAAAAGGAAAAAAUUAACAGUAGAAGCUCACGGUCAUAGAAAUUUAAACGGCACUAAAAGUAUUGAAAAGAGAUUAGUUCAAUUACAAAACUGAACGUCAAGAUGAUCCAUUAAAAUUUUAUGUAAUCAAAUAUAUAUAAUUUUGAAAAAUUACAAUUAAAUUUACAAAAUUUAACCUUAGAAUAUUAGUUCGUCUAAAAUAUAAUACAGAUAGCAAUAUAGACAUUUUAUGUAUACAUAGUAAUUAUGUUUUUAAUAAAACA
Messenger RNA from Daktulosphaira vitifoliae (grape phylloxera), 1415 nucleotides. RefSeq names its product RING finger protein PFE0100w-like. The coding region runs from base 52 to 1191 and encodes 379 amino acids. Lineage: Eukaryota; Metazoa; Arthropoda; Insecta; Hemiptera; Phylloxeridae. The record is from RefSeq and is a predicted model, not a curated record. The transcript is spliced from 7 exons.